Pseudocercospora fijiensis CIRAD86 is the source of this 1606-nucleotide messenger RNA. RefSeq lists its product as uncharacterized. Gene Ontology annotation, biological process: regulation of transcription by RNA polymerase II. The record is from RefSeq and is a predicted model, not a curated record. The coding region runs from base 113 to 1606 and encodes 497 amino acids. Gene Ontology annotation, molecular function: DNA-binding transcription factor activity, RNA polymerase II-specific; RNA polymerase II cis-regulatory region sequence-specific DNA binding; protein dimerization activity. NCBI's taxonomy places the organism in Eukaryota, Fungi, Ascomycota, Dothideomycetes, Mycosphaerellales, Mycosphaerellaceae. The transcript has a single exon.
CAACCUCACCAUAUUCCCGCCCUUCGAAGACCAGUCGAAGGAAUCUCCACAGCACAAGCGAGACUCCCCACUCGAAUUUACCUUUGACGACCUAGGCGGCGAUACCAACGACAUGGCAGGCGCGACUUCGCCAUACAUCAAGCCAGAGCCAAACGACUUCAACUUCAACGACCCCAACAUGUUCCAGCAAUACAACACCCAGCAAGGUCACAUGGGCCAGUCAUACGGCGGUGGCGUCAACAUGAACGUGAACCCAGCCAACCUGACUAACGGCAAUGGUCCCAUGAGCAACAGCUUCAUUGGCGAUGACGAGCUUCUAGAUCUACAAAUUGACAGCGCUCCAUCGACCAACGGCGAAUUCAGCUUCAACACAGGCGUGCAGAACUUCAUGCAGCAGCAACAGAACACCUUCUCACACACCCCAGACGGAGCACCAAUGCACUCACCAUUCUCGAAUGACGGCUUCAACUAUGGUCAAUUCCGACCAGCACCAGGCCAGCAGCAAUUCGGCGCUCACAGCGUGCCGACACAAGCCGCCUUCCGCCCUCACAUGCAGCACAUCGACAGGAAGGUGUCUGACUCGCGGUCGCCUGCCACACCAAACACUCCCGGCAUUCAGCACCUGCAAGUCAGCGACGAGUUCACACACCCAGGUAUGCAACCAAUUCAACACAGACAACAAGGCUCGAUCGGCAACGGCUGGGAUAGCACACCAAGCGGACAUAGCUGGGACGCCUCCUCGCCAUUCCCAUCUCCUCACAACGGCCAGCCACAUCACCCACAGAUUGCCGAAGUUCUGAAGAACAGCGGACACCACCACGGCAAAGUCGCCUCCUCCCUACCGACUAAGAUGGAGCCAGGAGCCGGCCCACCUUUCAACACUCAGGAAGCCAAGCGUAGGCGGCGUCGCGAAUCACACAACAUGGUGGAGCGCCGUCGCCGCGACAACAUCAACGAGCGUAUCCACGAUCUCGGUACGCUUGUCCCACAGCACAGACUCGAGGACGAGAAGGUCCGAAAGCACCUCCAUACAAAUGCGCCACUUUCACCAUCAAUUGCAAACGCCGGCAUGUCACCUCCAAAUGCUGCCUCCUUGCUUGGCACAUCCGCGCGCCGCGCAGCUGGAUCUAUCACCCAGGGUCUCCCCAUGGAGGAGAAGGACAAGGGCCCAAACAAGGGCGACAUUCUCAAUGGCUCAGUAUCUUGGACUCGAGACAUGAUGUGGUUCAUGCACAUGAAGCUGAAUCAGGAGCAACAGCUCAAGCAGCUUGUCUCCGAGCUCGGUGCCGAAUGGCCUUUCGAUCAGACCGAGGAUGAGAAGCGCAUGACUUCCGAGAUUUUGGAAGUCCUGAACAAGCACGCUACCGCAGGUGGCUUCACUGGCUACUCUCGACAGGCUGGGUCUGGAUUACGGGUGCCUGGAUACACGAACCUCGCCGGCGACUCCACUAACAGCGACUCACCACAAAGCCUUACCAUUCCACCUCUGAGCCCUGGCUUCCAACCAGGUGGCAGUGGCAUGAGCAGUGGAGGUGUCAGCCACAGUAACUACAACUGGGCCACUGACUUCAAGGAAGAGGACGAGUACGGCAUGGACACUCAGUAG